AUGGCGACCGAAUCACAGCCUCAAGAUCUCCCCAUGGAUCUUCCCAUCAUCGACCUCGACAUCUACCUCAACAACCCCUCCUCCUCUCCCGCCGUCCAAGCCGAAUGCUCCCGCGCCGCCUCCGCCCUCAUCACAUACGGCGCCCUGCUGCUGCACGACUCGCGCGUCUCCGAAGCCGACAACAACACCUUCCUCGACCUGCUCGAGGACUACUUCGCCCAGCCCGAGCAGGACCUCAAGCGCGACGAGCGCCCCGAGCUGAGCUACCAGAUCGGCGUCACGCUCGAAAACACCGAGAAGCCCAAGUGCGCCGUCGACGAGCCCUGCCUGGACGUCAUCCAGCGCCUAGACCCGAGCCAGCGGCCGCUCGACAUCUCGGCGCACUCGCCCGACCCAAAGUGCCGCUUCUUCUGGCGCAUGGUCGAGCUGCCGCCGUACGAGACGCAGUUUCCGGGGCUCAACGCCGAGAACAUUGUGCCCGAUGCCGCGCACAUCAAGGAGAGAUGGGCACCGACCAUGAACCAGUGGGGGAGCUCCAUGAAGAAUGCCGUCUCCAAGUUGUCUGAAAUGACAGCCCUCGGCCUCGGUCUCGAAGCCGACCACUUUAGCUCCGCCGGCCGCUACGGCCCCCAUCUCCUCGCCCCAACCGCCUCCGACCUCACCAAGUACGGCGCCAAAGACACCAUCCUCGCCGGCUUCCACACCGACCUCAACUUCCUCACCAUCCAUGGCCGCUCCCGCUACCCCGGCCUCAACAUCUGGGCCCGCAACACGGGCUCCCGCAUCCCCGUCAAGAUCCCGCCCGGCAACUACCUCCUCGUCCAGGCCGGCAAGCAGAUCGAGUACAUCACCGGCGGCCUCAUCAAGGCCGGCUACCACGAGGUCGUUGUCAACGAGCGCACCCUCGAGGUCAUCGAGAGGCGCAAGGCCGAGCUCCCCGACCGGCCCCUCGUCCGCAUCUCGAGCACCCUCUUCUGGCAUCUCAAUUCUGACUUUGACCUAGCGCCCGUCCCGGCGCUGGCCGAGAAGGCGAAGAAGGUCCGCGAGGAACAGGCCAAGCUCGGGCGAGACGAGGGCGAGGAAGUGCAGUAUCCUGCGACCAAGGUCGGAUUCCAGGUGCAAGAUGAGCUGAAACACAUUGCUUUGAUGGCAUAA
Messenger RNA from Trichoderma breve, 1155 nucleotides. RefSeq lists its product as uncharacterized. The transcript has 4 exons. NCBI's taxonomy places the organism in Eukaryota, Fungi, Ascomycota, Sordariomycetes, Hypocreales, Hypocreaceae. Bases 1 to 1155 code for a protein of 384 amino acids. The record is from RefSeq and is a predicted model, not a curated record.